Messenger RNA from Penaeus monodon (black tiger shrimp), 2668 nucleotides. RefSeq names its product RNA-binding protein 39-like (gene Caper). Gene Ontology annotation, biological process: mRNA processing. The record is from RefSeq and is a predicted model, not a curated record. Gene Ontology annotation, cellular component: nucleus. Gene Ontology annotation, molecular function: RNA binding. NCBI's taxonomy places the organism in Eukaryota, Metazoa, Arthropoda, Malacostraca, Decapoda, Penaeidae.
GCCGCACGCAUCGCGACGCUCACACGUCCUCCGGCAUUCCUUGUGAGGCUGACUGUGAGCCCCGUGCUGAAGCCGCGAGGAGAAAACACCAAAAUAUUCUCCAAUGAAAUCGGAAAUGACAGACGACCUGGACGUGGAUGCGAUGUUGGAAGCUCCUUUUAAAAAGGAGGACGGAGGCAGUUCGUCGGCGGACUCCAAACCCAAGGAAAAUGGUCACACAUCCUCAAAAGACAAGCUCUAGGAGCAAGUCUCGCGACAGGAGGAAGAAAACGCGCAGCAAAUCCAGAGACAGAGAUAGAAAGAAGUCGCGUUCCCGGUCUCGAGACAAGGACCGGAGGAAGAGGUCUCGAUCAAGAUCAAAAGACCGUAAACGGAGAUCCCGCUCCCGCCGCCGCAGCAAAAGUCGCAGCAGAGACAGGCGCCGCAGUAGGAGUCGCAGCAGGGAGCGCCGCCGCAGUAGGAGUCGUAGUCGAGAGCGCCGGAGGAGAAGCCGCAGUAGAGACAGGAGGAGGAGCCGCAGUAGAGAGCGUAGACGUUCACGCUCCAGGAGUAAAACGCCAAAACUGGAGCUUUCUGUAGAGGAGAGAGAUGCACGUACUGUGUUCUGCAUGCAGCUUUCCUCGAGGAUCCGGUCGCGGGACUUAGAGGACUUCUUCUCCGUCGUGGGCAAAGUGAAUGAUGUUCGCAUCAUAACAGAUGCAAAAACCCGUAGAUCAAAGGGUAUUGCUUAUGUUGAGUUUGUGGAUGUAGAAUCGGUCCCUCUGGCUCUUGGUUUGUCAGGUCAGAAGAUCUUAGGCGUUCCAAUAGUAUGUCAGCCAACACAGGCAGAGAAGAACCGUGCUGCCAACACAGCGGCAGUGCAAGACCAGAAGGCGGCAACAGGUCCCAUGAGACUUUAUGUUGGCUCGCUGCACUUUAACAUCACAGAGGACAUGCUUAGGGGUAUUUUUGAACCGUUUGGGAAAAUUGAUCACAUCCAGUUGAUAAUGGACUCUGAGACUGGAAGAUCAAAAGGAUAUGGCUUUAUCACAUUCCACAAUUCUGAUGAUGCCAAGAAAGCCUUAGAGCAACUGAAUGGAUUUGAGCUAGCAGGCCGACCCAUGAAAGUCAAUCAUGUGACUGAAAGGUCCGAGACGCAGCAAGGGACUUCACUCCUAGAUUCUGAUGAGAUGGAGAGGGCUGGUAUUGAUUUAGGUGCAACAGGCCGCUUGCAGCUAAUGGCAAAGUUGGCUGAAGGUACAGGCUUGCAACUGCCAGCUGCUGCUGCUAAUGCCUUACACAUGCCAGCACAACCACAGCAGCAGCCAGCACCACCUAUUGCAACACAGUGCUUCCUCCUGUCAAAUAUGUUUGAUCCAUCCACAGAAACAAACCCCAACUGGGCAGAUGAAAUAAGAGAUGAUGUUUUAGAAGAGUGCAAUAAGCAUGGAGGAGUCUUACAUGUGUUUGUGGACAGACAGUCAGCACAGGGGAAUGUCUAUGUUAAGUGCCCCACAAUUGCAACAGCUGCAGCAUCUGUUAAUGCACUCCAUGGGAGAUGGUUUGCAGGCAAGAUGAUCACAGCAGCCUAUGUACCUGUUAUGAGCUAUCACUCCCUCUUCCCUGAGGCAAUGAAUGCCACACAGCUUAUAUACCCUCGAUGAGGUACCUGAUCAUUAUAUGAAGACACAAAAGGUAACUGCUGAUGACACAAGUGGCAGAAGGAAACAUCUGUUCAUACAGUUUUCAGCUAGACAAGGAAUAUGUAUUUGUUUGCAAUGCAAAUUAUGAUACGUUGAGUUUCACCUUCACUUUUUUAUUUAGAAUUUGUUAUUUUUUUUUAAGCACCCCUCUUCCUUUUUUUAAGUGUUCAUUUCCUUAAAUUUUAGACUUCUUGAUAUCCAGAUCCAUUUUUGUUGACAUAUAUGGAUAUGUGAAGUUUACUGAUACAGUCACACGUGUAUAUUUGAUACCGAUGAUGUGUUUUGGUGGCGAGUUUCAGAAGUGUGCAUGAAUGGUUCUCCAGCAAGGUAACCAUUUCUCACCUUUUGGGUCUGAUGGAAUAAAGAAUAGUAUGUUGAGCAUAACCUUCAUGUACGGCGUUUGUGAUAGUGGACUUUCAGAUAGUUGAUCGUUUUUUUCUUCUUUUUUUCACGAAAUAUGUUGGAUGAGGUCUUUUUCUUCCUUGCAGCCAGUAUUUUGUUUUAAGACUUAGGUAUCCUGUAUAGAUAUAUCAAUUUGUAAAAUUGAUUAGGCUUUUCAGGUUCAUUGUGAUUUCUUUGAUUUUGUAAAGAUAUUUGACUCCUGAAAACUGAAACGAUGACCCAUUCCUUUUUACUCUAGAAGAGAUCCUGGGACUCCUCCUCGAACCUUGCGAUUGCAGGGCAGGAGAAAUCUUUGUAGAAAAUACCUUGAGGUGGUUAUUCAGAUUGUGAGACCUGUCAUUAACUGUGCUAUAAAUAUUACAGAUCAUUAGUCAGAAUGUUGAAGGAUUUGAUUGUAUAAUAUUUUUUCAAGCAAAAUAUAUCCUGUGGAUUGAUGGGAGAUUUGAUUGUGAUUGGGCUUAAUACACAUUUGGUGUGAAUGAUGUGACCUUGUGAGGAGUGUAAAUAUAUGUAUAAAUGGGUACAUGUGGAUCCCUGCACUCCAUUCAUUUUGUGCUUGUAUAAAUAAACAUUCAUAACCAGAC